AUGGCUGCAACUGCCAAGGAACAAUUCACCGGCCGAGCCGCGCCCGAACUGUUGGCGGCGAUGCGGGAAAUCGCCCGCGAGGAAGGCCGGGACUGCGACGCCGUCCUUGAAGAAGCCAUGCGGCUGUACAUCGCAAAGUGGCGAGUCAAUCGGCCGGGGGUGCGGCCCGAAGUGAUGGCACACUAUCGGGACAGCCUGGAACGCAACCGGCGACUGAUGGAACUGCUGGCGCAGUCCGGAGGCUGA
Messenger RNA from Geodia barretti, 246 nucleotides. The record is from the annotation of a GenBank genome assembly. Lineage: Eukaryota; Metazoa; Porifera; Demospongiae; Tetractinellida; Geodiidae.